AGAAAGACGCGGGCGGAAAGAGCAGAGGAGGAGAGGAGGGUGCGUGGCGAUCAGAUCAGCGGAGGAGGAGAACCGGCCGGAGGGAGGUCCUGGGGCUGCGGCGGAAGGGAGGAGGAGCGAAGGUGAUGGCUUGGUGGAACAAGAAGGUGGUGUUCCCGGUGAAGCGCGCCUGGGUGGCCGUCACCGCCCGGGUGAAGUCCCGGAAGCACGGUGAUGGAAUCCUGAAGCUCCGCGACGACGUCCAAAUGUGUGGCUACCAAGAUGUGCAGGUGAUGUGGGAGAUGGUGAGGAGGUCGGAGACGGAGGUGUCGCAGGCCACCAAGCGACACAAGCGCCAGUUCUGGAGGCCAUCGGCCUGCUCUUCACAAACAUCCGCUUGUGAUGAUCCGACGGAGCCUUCUCAUCACCACUGAAGACACACAUGUCUAUUUAUCGUCGGCUCUCCCUAUCUUGUGGUUCUAAUGUACAUUAUAUUGCCUUCAAGAACCUCUUCCUCGGUUGACGGUGGUGGAUCAUCUUAUGCUCUGUUUUGGAUUUGUCA
This is a messenger RNA of Musa acuminata subsp. malaccensis (wild Malaysian banana), 541 nucleotides long. NCBI's taxonomy places the organism in Eukaryota, Viridiplantae, Streptophyta, Magnoliopsida, Zingiberales, Musaceae. The record is from RefSeq and is a predicted model, not a curated record.